Messenger RNA from Zingiber officinale, 1109 nucleotides. Its product is annotated as protein RTE1-HOMOLOG-like. Gene Ontology annotation, cellular component: endoplasmic reticulum; Golgi apparatus. Gene Ontology annotation, biological process: regulation of ethylene-activated signaling pathway; response to ethylene. Bases 291 to 941 code for a protein of 216 amino acids. The transcript is spliced from 2 exons. The record is from RefSeq and is a predicted model, not a curated record. Lineage: Eukaryota; Viridiplantae; Streptophyta; Magnoliopsida; Zingiberales; Zingiberaceae.
CCGGUCAUCAUCUGAUCCAGUCGCAUCGAAGGGCCGGCGACGCUCUUAGGUAGCAGCGCCAGCGGCGGUUGCUUACAGGUUCUUCCUCUUCUUCUCAUUGUUCCGCGAUUCGGAUUGACCUUUGAAAUCUAUGAUGGAUUUGGGGAACUAGGUCUUCGUACCUAUACGGACUUCCAGCCGGCGGUUCCGCUUUUCUGUAUAGAUAUUAUCGAUCAAAUUUCCACCUUGAUCCUUUUCAAGUUUGUUUUGCUUUGGUUAUCGGUGCUUGGUUUCUCAGUAUUUAGAUCACAAUGGAAUCCGGAGCAGCCUUCGAGGACGAGCGGAUGCUGAACGAUAACUCUUGGCAACUGGGGGAAAUUGAUCCAAAACGAGCUCGCUUUCCUUGUUGUAUAGUUUGGACUCCUCUUCCUCUCAUCUCUUGGUUAAUUCCCUUCAUUGGUCAUAUCGGCAUCUGUAGAGAGGAUGGGGUGAUCCUGGACUUCGCUGGACCCAACUUUGUUAGCGUCGACAACUUUGCUUUUGGUGCAGUGGCACGCUACGUACCAGUUCACAGAGAUGAGUGUAAGAAGCUGACAGAGCCGGGUGGAGGAAUGACUUGGGAUGACGCACUCCGAAAAAGCACGCAAGAGUUUCAGCACCGAUCCUACAGCUUGUUUACCUGCAAUUGUCACUCUUUUGUUGCAAACAAUCUAAACAGAUUGAUGUACCGCGGACACGAAGGAUGGAAUGUGGUAAACAUAGCAGCUUUCAUUUUCUUGAAGGGCACUUGGGUGAGGAGAGCAUCACUACUGCAAACCUACAUACCUUUCCUACUAGUCUUUGGCAUUGGGGUGUUCCUGGGCACAACAAAGUUCUUGUUGGGUAUUUUGGCUUUCGCAGUUGUGCUUAUCGGCUGGUUCCUCGUGGGGACAUAUUGCUUCAAGAAUCUUAUCCAGUUGUAAGCUCGUGGUAUUUUUUUUGAACUGGAUAGUUUAGGUUCAAAUUGUUUUUGUUCUAUCACUUGUCCUUCAAGUGUUUGAAUCUUAUAUGUAUAUUUUUUUUACAUGAAUCUUGUCCGAAUUAAACUAAUCUUUUCAUCCCAGGUUAAAGAUGACAUUAUUGGUUGUUAA